Molecule: messenger RNA, 1498 nt
Organism: Triticum dicoccoides
Lineage: Eukaryota; Viridiplantae; Streptophyta; Magnoliopsida; Poales; Poaceae
Product: protein DEHYDRATION-INDUCED 19 homolog 3-like
Exons: 5
Coding region: 376-1122 (248 amino acids)
Source: RefSeq, a predicted model, not a curated record
CGAUUUCUCACCCAUUUCCUCUUCCUCCCCUCCCCCCAUAAGAAGAAGCUUCCUCGUCGUCUCCCCCUCCCCCUCCUCUUCUCCGUCAACCGAAAAAUCCGCCCCAUCUUGAGGAGCUGGGUCACUGCUGGGCUAAGCAACACGGCCAACCACAGCGCGAAUCCCCCAAAGAAAAAGGCUUCGUUUCAUAAACCAAGAGGUUCACUUGUUGGGUUCUCGCUGUCGGAGUUCGGCGGCGGACGGAGACGGAGUCGUAGUCGGAGCGUGAGGUCUAGCUGGUGGCUGCGGAGGCGAGGCCCGGAGGAAGCGGCUGAUUGAGUAAGCGCGUCUAGCACAGGAACCAAGAGGAGGAAGGAAGAGGAACCCAAUCCAAUCAUGGACUCGGAGCACUGGAUCUCGCGCCUCGCCGCCGCCAAGCGCUUCUACGCCGCGCAGCUCGGCCACAUCGACGAUAUGGCGGGGAUGGGGAUGGAGGAAGUGGACAUGGACAUGGAGGACGACGGGGAGAUGGACAUGGAGAUGGAGAUGCAGCUGGAGGAGGCAAGAUGGCCGGAGGUCGCCUGCCCCUACUGCUACGAGGACUACGACCUCGGCUCCCUCUGCGUCCACCUCGAGGAGGACCACCCCUACGAGCCACACCCCGCGCCUUGCCCCAUCUGCUCUGAAAAGAUUACAAGAGAUAUGCUAAAUCAUAUCACCAUGCAUCAUGGUUACUUGUUCAAGAAUGGCAGCCGGUUGCGCAGAUUCGUUAUUCCCGAGCGCCGUGCACUUUCUUUACUGAGCCGAGAUCUACGUGAUGCUCAUUUGCAGGCGCUUCUAGGAGGCGGUCAUAGUCAUAGGUCAAGGAACACCACCACUGCCACUACAAAUAUCUAUGCUGAUCCACUGCUUUCAUCGUUUGGCCUGGGUUUUGCAACAUCAGAUGCCGAAGAACCAUCGAAAUCAUCAGUUCCGGUUCUCGAUGAUACUUCAAUUCUUAAGGAGGCGCCUCCUCAACCUUGGGAAUCAAGCAUUGACUCGUCCCUCACAAGCGAGGAAAGGGAACAAAAGCGGAAACAAGCCACAAGCAGGGCGACCUUUGUGCAAGACCUGGUCCUCUCCACUUUAUUUGGAGACGACUGAGUGCUCGAAUGGCCCUGCAUUUUCCUUGUUAGAUGGGUGCUUCCUUCACGCUGAUUCGGAUAGAACAGCAGCACUCCGCCAUGAGUGGUUAGUCUUAACUUGGGCGAAGGCAAGUGCGUCUGGUGCACCCGUAGUCAAGUGCGGAUUUUAUUUGGACUUGACACAUACACCUUAAUUUAUGGUAGCUGUUCCAUAUUGCCGUUUUUUCCACCGAAUUAUCGCCCAGCAGUUCCUUGCCUUGGUUGUAACUUGUUGUACCAUCCUCUUCAUUGUCAAGGAACAUUGGUCUGUACCAACAUCACACAGCUGUUACAUACUAUAGAAUGCAAUGCAAUGGGAAAUUACAGAAGCUCCACCUGUGUGGAAGCAAUAAGCA